This is a messenger RNA of Phytomonas sp. EM1, 1701 nucleotides long. The record is from the annotation of a GenBank genome assembly. NCBI's taxonomy places the organism in Eukaryota, Euglenozoa, Kinetoplastea, Trypanosomatida, Trypanosomatidae.
AUGCCUCAGAAGCAGGGUCGUGUUAAAGCAAAGCGGGCAAGAUCGGGCACGUCUGAUGCAAAGCGACAGAGGAAGGCUACCGCGCACGAGGCUAGUCUCGGUGAUAGCGACGCCGACCUUCCCAUUAGAGAACACACUAUGGAGGUGGAUGGGGAGGUAUUUCGGGAAGAGACGGUUGGUGCCGAUGAGUGUCCGAUCGAUUUUGAAGACGUUCUCGAUGACGCCGAUGCAGAGGAGGAGGAGGAUUAUGAUUUGGAUGGUGAGAUUCACCAAGAUGAUGAUUUUGAAGUGAAGGCAGAAAAGUAUCGCCGCCGCAUGUUGGCUCAGAAGCAACUCGCAGAUGCUGAGCAGCAGGAAGAUAUACAAACACGCAGCAAUAAGACAACCCCCUUUGAGAUUGAAACCGAGGUGGAUCUGGCAACAUCGGCGGGGCUCACCCAACCGGGUGACCUCCAGUUAAUUCGUCCGUCUCAUUCCACUGAGGAGCUGCGGGACCGUAUCCAGGAAACGCUGCGUGUGCUCUCUAAUUUCAGGGAGGAUCGUGAGGAGGCGCGCACCCGGACGGCGUAUGUGGAACUGCUGCGCUCAGAUCUUUUGCAGCUGUACGAGUACAACGAGUUCCUCAUGGACUGUAUACUGCUUAUGUUUCCUCCGGCCGAGGCGGUUGACUUUUUAGAGGCCAUGGAGAAGCCCCGGCCUACGACCAUACGUGUGAACACCCUCAAGUCUAAGCGGCGAGACUUGGUCCAGGCCCUUGUGAAGCGCGGCAUGAAUGUCGAGCCAUUGGAAAAGUGGUCCAAGGUCGGGCUGCAGGUCUUUGAGUCCAAUGUACCGAUUGCCGGCACAAUCGAAUACCUGGCGGGGCACUAUAUGCUUCAGGCCGCCGCAUCCUUUUUGCCGGUCAUGGCAUUGGCGCCACAGGAGCAUGAGCGCGUCCUGGACAUGUCUGCAGCUCCGGGAGGCAAGACGACAUACAUCGCCCAGCUCAUGAAGAACACCGGCGUGGUUUUUGCUAACGACGUCAGUGAGGCGCGCUGUCGGUCCCUCAACGCCAACCUGCAGCGUCUCGGCGUCACCAACUGCAUCGUUACCAAUUACGACGGAGACGGCUAUGCGAAGGUCAUGCGCAGCUUCGACCGCGUUUUGCUAGACGCGCCAUGUACCGGUACCGGCAUCAUCUCCCGGGACAAGAGUAUUAAGAUUAGCAAGCAGCACGAGGACGUUCAGCGCGCCGCCCAACUUCAGCGCACACUUCUACUGAGCGCAAUCGAUGCCUGCAAGGUUGGUGGCUAUGUAGUGUACUCUACUUGUUCCUUUCUCACUGAAGAGGAUGAGGCCGUCGUUGACUUUGCGCUGCGGCGCCGGCAGGUAAAGGUAGUGGAUAUGGGGCUCCCCUUCGGUCGCCCUGGCUUCACCAAGUACCGCCACCACCGCUAUCAUGACAGCCUGGAGAAAUCUCGACGGUAUUUUCCACACGUGCACAACAUGGAUGGCUUCUACGUUUGUAAGCUCAAGAAGAUUUCUGAAGAGCGAAGCAUUCCGGAGGAGGUCAAGGCGCCAAAAGAGAAGGGUACUCGCAAUAAAGUUCCUAGUCGGCCAAAAGUUGGAGGUCGAAAAGAAAGGCACCCACCUCAUGAGGUGGCGACAGCGGAAAGCAGGCGCGCCAAGCUGAGCAUCCCACCGAAAGAAAAUAGUUCCUAG